GUAAAGGAAGAGGCCGUUUCCGGAAGCGGCUUAGUCUGUGGAAGGAAGAUGGCGUCUAGCGGAGGCUCUUCGGGGCCCGGCUGGGAGGUUGCGGUCCGGCCGCUGCUCUCAGCCUCCUACUCGGCGUUUGAUAUGAAGGAGCUGCCCCAGCUGGUGGCCUCGGUGAUAGAAAGUGAAUCGGAGAUUCUGCACCACGACAAACAGUAUGAGCCCUUCUAUUCCUCCUUUGUGGCGCUGUCCACUCACUACAUCACCACAGUGUGCAGCCAGAUUCCUAGGAACCAGCUGCAAUCUGUCGCUGCUGCCUGCAAAGUUCUGCUUGAAUUCUCCCUGCUACGACUGGAGAGCCCCGACGAGGCCUGCGCUGUCUCCCAGAAGCACCUGAUCCUGCUCAUUAAGGGGCUAUGCAGCGGUACCAGCCGCUUGGACCGAACCGAGAUAAUCACCUUUACAGCGAUGAUGAAAUCCUCCAAGCUCCCUCAGACCGUGCAGACUCUCUCUGAUGUGGAGGACCAGAAAGAAAUUUCAAUUCUGCCGAGCCCAGAACUGCGCCAGAAAGAGGUCCAGAUGAACUUCCUGAACCAGCUGACUUCUGUAUUUAACCCCAGAGGGGCAGGCUCCCCGCCUCUUGCAUCGCACACACAGGUGGAAAAUGAGAGUGAAGAUUCUACUGCCGAUCCGGUGUCUAAUGCCAAAACUAAGAGCAUCUUCAUAGCCCAGAACGUGGCCAGUCUCCAAGAACUAGGGGGAUCAGAGAAGCUGCUGCGCGUAUGUUUAAACCUCCCCUACUUCCUGAGGUACAUCAACAGGUUUCAGGAUGCCGUGUCGGCCAACUCCUUUUUCAUCAUGCCGGCUACUGUCGGAGACGCAACUGCUGUGCGCAAUGGGUUCCACUCUCUCGUGAUUGACGUGACUAUGGCCCUUGAUACACUGUCCUUGCCUGUCAUGGAGCCCCUCACUCCCCAGCGACUGAAGGAUGUCACCUUAUUGGCCCUCAGCUGUUUGUAUGCAGGUGUGAGUGUUGCAACGUGUAUGGCAAUCCUCCAUGUUGGAAGCACCCAGCAAGUCCGAACAGGAUCCACCAGCUGCAAAGAGGAAGACUAUGAGAAUGACGCUGCGACCAUUGUGCAGAAAUGUCUGGAAAUCUAUGAGAUGAUCGGGCAGGCCAUUAACAGCUCCCGCAGAGCCGGAGGAGAGCAUUACCAGAACUUCCAGCUCCUGGGGGCCUGGUGUUUGGUUAACAGCCUCUACCUGAUCCUGAACCUGAGCCCCACUGCUCUUGCUGACAAAGGGAAAGAGAAAGAUCCCCUGGCAGCGCUUAGGGUUCGGGACAUUGCGCGAGCCAAGGAAGGUGUGGGCUCCCCCAAACUGGGACCUGGGAAAGGACACCAGGGGUUUGGGGUCCUGUCUGUGGUUCUGGCAAACCAUGCAAUCAAAUUGCUCACAUCACUGUUCCAGGACCUGCAAGUGGAAACUCUGCACAAGCAGCCAUUGGACACAGACGGACCCCUGGCAGAGCUAAGCAUUUCAGCUCAGAGCACAUCUAUUCAAAGGAUCCAGCGGCUUAUUGAUUCCAUCCCUCUGACCAACCUGCUCUUCACUAUCCUGUUAACGUCCUACCGCAAGGCUUGUGUCCUGCAGCGCCAAAGGAAGGGCUCUAUGAGCAGCGAUGCCAGCGCCUCUACAGACUCCAAUACAUACUAUGAGGAUGACUUCAGCAGCACAGAAGAGGACAGUAGUCAGGAUGAUGACAUCGAGCCCAUCCUGGGGCAGUGGUUUGAAGAAACAAUCUCCCCAAACAAAGAAAAAGCCGUUCCUCCUCCGCCUCCUCCCCCACCCCCUCUAGAGAGCUCCCCAAAAGCAAAGAGCCCCAGCAAGCAAAAUAACGGGGAAAACGGCAAUAUUUUGGCCAGCCGCAAGGAUCCAGAACUGUUCCUCAGCCUGGCUUCCAGCACUUUGAACUUCAUCACGGGCUGCAUGCUGAAUUCUCGUAGCAACUUCAUCCGGAACUAUCUGAGCGUUUCUCUGACCGAGCAACACAUGGCCACUCUGGCCAGCAUCAUCAAGGACAUGGAUAAAGACGGCCUGAAAGGCUCCUCGGGUGAAGACUUUGCAGUUGCUUUGUACCAGUUUAACCACUGCCUUGUGACUUCAGAUCUGCAGUCUCCUACACUACAGAAUGCUCUCCUACAGCAACUGGGGGUCGCUCCUUUAAGCGAGGGUCCGUGGCCUCUCUAUAUUCAUGCCCAAAGCCUCUCGGUGCUGUCACGUCUGCUCCUUCUCUGGCAGCAUAAGGCAAGCGCUCAGGGAGAGCCGGACGUGCCUGAUUGUCUACGAGUUUGGGAGAGGUUUGUUGGGACUCUGAAACAGAAUGCGCUGCAGGGAGUGCUUCCUGGCGACACCGAAGAUGUGAAUGUGGAUCAUCUUCAGCUGCUUCUACUGAUCUUCCAUAACUUGUCAGAGAAAGGACGCCGCACCGUGCUCUUACUGUGUGUCCAGACCCUGCAGGAGCUGUCGGGCAGCCUGGAGUCCCAACUCUGUACUGUACCUCUGCUGCUCGGCCGACUGCUGCUUGUGUUCGAUUACCUGCUGCACCAGUACUCUAAGCCCCCUCUCUAUCUGUUUGAGCAGGUGCAACAUAACCUUCUGACUCCACCUUUUGGCUCCGGAACGUCUCAGGACAGUACCACUCGCACCUCUCCUCUAUACCAUGGUUUUAAAGAAGUUGAAGAAAACUGGACGAAACACUGUUCUGCAGAUGCUGCCCCACAGCCGCGCUUCUAUAGCAUUCUGUCCCAGGAAGCUUCAGAGGAUGACCUUCAUCGGCUGGACAGCACAGUGUGCGAAGUCUUGUUCUCCAGAACCAUAAAGUACGACGACCUGUACUCGUCCUUAAUUUCCUUGCUCGCUGCCGGAUCGCAGUUUGAUACAGUGCGACGGAAUGAAAACAAAAAUAUUACACCCCUGGAGGCUUGUGCACUGCAAUAUCACUUCCUGAUACUGUGGAGAAUACUGGGAAUUUUACCUCCAUCCAAGGGCUACAUCAAACAGCUCUCCCUAAAUGGGGCCGCUUCUACUGAAUGUGAAAUCCUGCACACCCUGCGCUGGGCCUCCCGCCUCCGAGUCUCUUCAUACCAGCAGUGGAUCAAGGAUCAUCUUGCAAAACAGGGCAUGAAGCCUGAGCUGGCUGCUACAUCGAUUGAGCAAACGUCGGCCAAAUGCAACUCCAUUAAAUACGACGUGGAGGUGGCAGAGGAAUACAUCGCCAAACAGAUUUCCACAUACUGCAGCACCGGCACUUACACAUUUGAGCAGCUGCGCCAGGGGCCCAACUUGCAGUGCAUUUAUACACUGGACGCCGUGAUCUGCAAGGUGCAGGUGUCUCUGGAUGAGCAUUUCUCCAGGCUCUCAACCGAGACCGACCCACAAAAAACCUCGCAAGUAGCCAAGAACCUCCUGCCUGCUGCCUUACAGCUCCUGGAUAUGUAUGCAUCUCUCACACGGUGCUACCUGCUGCAGAACCUCCCCGAGGAAGGAUCCGACGAGCAGAAGCUGCUGGGAUAUGCUGCUGUGCUUUCAGUUGGCUCUGCAAUGUGCAAGGCUAACACUCUGGGCCCAAUCCUGGUGCAGAAUCUUCCGACUGCCGUGCAGUCUGUGUGCGAGUCUUGGAAUAACAUCUACACUAACGAAUUUCCCAGCAUUGGCUCGUGGCGUAACGCCUUCGCCAAUGACACGAUUCCCUCGGAGAGCUAUAUCGGCGCUGUACAAGCGGCUCACCUGGGUACCCUGUGCAGCCCGGCCCUGUCUCUCGCUGCCUCCCUUAAGCACGUUCUCCUGUCGCUGGUCAGGCUCACCGGGGAUCUGAUAGUAUGGUGCCCUGAGGAUCUGAAUUCACGGCAGCUCGUACAAUCCCUGCUCCCCCUUCUCCUGGAGAGCAGCACAGAGAGCGUGGCUGUGUUUUGCAGUAACUCCCUGGAGCGGGUUCUGGGCCCCGCAGAGUCCGAUGAAUUCCUCUCCAAGGUGUAUGAGAAACUUAUCACCGGCUGUUACAAUAUCCUGGCCAACUACUCCGACCCAGCAAGUGGUCUCGACGAAUCCAUUUUAGAGGAGUGUCUGCAACACUUGGAGAAGCAACUAGAAAGCAGCCAAGCCCGCAAAGCAAUGGAGGAAUUCUUUACUGACAGGGGAGAACUGGUGCAGAUCAUGAUGGCCACUGCAAAUGAGGCCCUUUCAGCCAGAUUCUGUAACAAAGUCCUGAAGUUCUUUACCAAGCUCUUCCAAUUAACUGAGAAGAGCCCCAAUCCCAGCCUUCUGCGUCUCUGUGGAACACUGGCCCAGCUCGCCUGCGUGGAGCCACCUCGCUUACAGUCCUGGCUCAUCCGUAUGACUGCAGCACCACCCAAGGACUCAGACCAAUCAGAAAUUGUGCAAGAGAACCGUCAGUUACUGCAACUGCUGACUGCUUACAUUGUGCGAGAGAACAGCCAAGUAGGAGAAGGCGUUUGCACAGUGCUGCUCAGCACCCUCAUACCCAUGGCCACCGACCUUCUUGCUAACGGCGAUGGAACAGGCUUCCCGGAGCUGAUAGUGGUCAUGGCUACUUUGGCUAGUGCUGGACAAGGGGCUGGACAUCUACAGCUGCACAGAGCCGCCAUGGAUUGGUUGUCCCGAUGUAAGAAGUACCUUUCACAGAAAAAUGUUGUGGAGAAAAUGAACAACAACGUGAUGCAGGGGAAGCAUGUAACCAUCCUGGAGUGCACGUGUCACAUUGUGGCGUAUCUGGCCGAUGUCACCAAUGCCUUGAGUCACAGCUCGGGACACGGGCACAGCCACCCCCCUGUUGAUGGGGAGGAGCGAGCAAUAGAGGUGGAUUCUGAUUGGGUAGAGGAGUUGGCAGUAGAAGAAGAUGACUCUCAGGCUGAGGACUCUGAUGAAGAUUCCUUGUGCAAUAAACUUUGCACAUUUACGAUUACCCAGAAGGAGUUCAUGAAUCAGCAUUGGUAUCACUGCCACACAUGCAGAAUGGUGGAUGGCGUGGGAGUGUGUACGGUGUGCGCUAAAGUAUGCCACAAGGAUCAUGAGAUUUCCUACGCCAAAUACGGCUCCUUUUUCUGUGACUGUGGUGCAAAGGAAGAUGGCAGCUGCCUGGCUCUUGUUAAGAGAACCCCCAGCAGUGGGAUUGGCUCCACCAUGAAAGAAUCUGCCUUCCAGAACGAGCCACGCCUUCCAGAGAGCACAAUCCGCCACAUAGGCUCCGCCCUCACAGACAAGGGCAAGGUCACCAUCAGUGACGGGAAGGGAGAGGAUGACAAACCAAAGAGGAGCAGCUUGUGCCGUAACAUUGAAGGUUGCAGAGAGGAACUCGUAUGUCAGGCUAAUGUCUCCUUUGCACCCCUAGUUCUGGAUAUGUUAAACUUCUUGAUGGGUGCCAUCCAAAACAACUUCCAGCAGGCUUCUGCCGUUGGGAGCAGCAGCCGAGCCCAACAGGCUUUGGAUCAAUUACACUCUAUGGACAAGAACGUGGAAAUGACCGAUCAGCUGAUGGUUCCCACUCUCGGCUCUCAGGAAGGAGCUUUUGAGAACGUGAGAAUGAAUUACAGCGGGGACCAGGGACAGACAAUCCGGCAACUGAUCAGCGCCCACGUGUUGCGCAGAGUUGCAAUGUGCGUCCUGUCCUCCCCCCACGGUCGGCGCCAGCAUCUUGCCGUUAGCCACGAAAAGGGAAAAAUUACAGUACUACAACUCUCCGCUCUCCUGAAACAAGCGGAUUCCAGCAAGAGAAAACUCACCUUGACACGCCUGGCCUCUGCCCCUGUUCCCUUCACUGUUCUCAGCUUGACUGGUAACCCUUGCAAGGAGGAUUACCUGGCUGUGUGUGGCCUUAAGGACUGUCACGUACUGACAUUCAGCAGCUCUGGAUCAGUCUCCGAUCACUUGGUGCUUCAUCCUCAGUUGGCAACCGGAAAUUUCAUCAUCAAAGCCGUGUGGUUGCCGGGUUCCCAGACUGAACUGGCCAUUGUAACGGCAGACUUUGUGAAGGUUUAUGACUUGUCUACGGACGCUCUCAGUCCAACGUUCUACUUCCUGCUGCCGAGCUCCAAAAUCCGCGACGUCACGUUCCUUUUCAACGAGGAGGGAAAGAACAUCAUCGUCAUUAUGUCCUCUGCGGGGUAUGUGUACACACAGCUGAUGGAGGAGGCCAGCAGCGCCAGGCACGGGCCCUUUUAUGUCACCAACGUUCUGGAAGUGAACCAUGAAGAACUUAAGGACAGUAACGGGCAAGUAGCAGGAGGAGGAGUGUCCGUCUAUUACUCUCACGUCCUUCAGAUGCUUUUCUUCAGUUACAGUCAAGGCAAAUCCUUCGCCGCCACCAUUAACCGAGUGACUUUGGAGAUACUGCGCCUUUUCCCCAUUAAUAUAAAGAGCUCUAAUGGAGGAAGUAAGACCUCUCCGGCCCUUUGCCAGUGGUCAGAAGUAAUGAACCAUCCUGGCUUGGUGUGCUGCGUCCAGCAGACGACGGGCAUUCCUCUCGUGGUCAUGGUAAAACCCGACAGCUUCCUUAUACAGGAGAUUAAGACUUUGCCGGCUAAAGCCAAGAUUCAGGAUAUGGUGGCCAUUCGGCACACAGCCAGCAACGACCAGCAGAGGACCACCAUGAUCCUUCUGUGUGAGGAUGGAAGUUUGCGCAUCUAUAUGGCCAAUGUAGAGAACACAUCCUAUUGGCUUCAGCCUUCUCUGCAGCCCAGCAGCAGCAUUUGUAUCUUGAAGCCCGUCCGGAAACGCAAGCCUGCCGCCGUCAUGACCCGAGCAUCCAGCCAGGUGACCUUUCCUAUUGAUUUCUUCGAGCACAAUCAGCAGCUCACAGACGUGGAGUUUGGAGGCAAUGACCUCUUGCAGUUGUACAACGCACAGCAGAUAAAGCACCGACUCAAUUCCACCGGCAUGUACGUUGCAAACACUAAGCCGGGCGGAUUUACCGUUGAAGUUACCAACAACAACAGCACCAUGGUUAUGACUGGAAUGCGCCUACAGAUUGGGACCCAGGCCAUCGAGCGAGCCCCGUCUUACAUUGAGAUGUUUGGCCGCACUAUGCAGUUAAAUCUGAGCCGCGCACGGUGGUUUGACUUCCCCUUUACGCGUGAAGAAGCCCUGCAGGCAGACAAAAAGUUAACCUUAUUCAUUGGUGCUUCUGUGGAUCCCGCUGGAGUCACCAUGAUCGACGCUAUUAAAAUAUAUGGGAAGACCAAGGAGCAGUUCGGUUGGCCUGACGAACCCCCUGAUGAUUUCCCAUCUGCCUCGGUGAGCAGCGUGUGUCCCCCCAACCUGAACCAGGGGAACGGAUCCACAGAUGGAGAGACGGCCGCUCCGCCCUCGACCAAUGGCACGGUUAUUGAAAGUCCUGACCCUGAACCCCUAACGAUCUUGGACCGACUUGUGGGAAGCUCUUUGGAAGCCCUAGAAAGCUGCUUUGCCUACGGACCAGUGCCGGAGAAGGAAAAAAGCAAGGCGUCUGCCCUUGAACUGGCCACUGUCCUGCUGUCCAUCCCCACCCCAUCCAGUGUGCAGCUCCAGACCAAGAAUCUCCUGGCCAGUCUGCAUACCAGCCGCUCUGCCUAUCAUAAUCACAAGGAUCAGGCGCUAUUGAGCAACGCCGUGCAGUGUCUUUCGUCCUGCGCCCGCGAAGCCAAGGACCUCGACCCAGAUGUAUUCCAGAGGUUGGUCAUCACUGCCCGGUCUAUUGCCAUCAUGCGCCCAAACAACCUGGUCCAUUUCACCGAUUCCAAGCUGCCAGUGGGAGAUGCAGAGAGCGGCGAGGAAGGGAAAGAGGCACAGAGAGCUACAGAUGGAGACGAGGCCUAUUCUUUCAUCACGCAGCUCGUUAGCCAGUUCUGGAAACUUCACGCCUCUAAACCAAAAAAUGCUUUCCUGGCCCCUGCCUGCUUACCCGGGCUCACUCACGUGGAAGCCACGGUCAAUGCUCUGAUUGACAUCAUACAUGGAUACUGUGCGUGCGAGUUGGACUGUAUUAAUCUGGCCUCCAAGAUCUACAUGCAGAUGCUGCUGUGCCCGGACCCUGCUGUGAGUUUUUCUUGCAAGCAAGCUCUUAUUCGGGUGCUGCGGCCUCGCAAUAAACGCCGUCAUGUGACCCUGCCGUCUUCUCCACGCAGUAACACACCCAUGGGAGACAAGGACGAUGAUGACGACGACGAAGCUGAAGACAAGAUGCAGAGUUCAGGUAUCCCCCAUGGGGAGCACCUCCGGCAGCAGAGCCAAGAACAGAAUGAGACCGACCACGGGGACUUUGAGAUGGUGUCGGAGUCUAUGGUGCUGGAGAGCGCCGACAGUGUUAACAACGGUAACCCAUCACCUCUGGAGGCGCUCCUGGCUGGAGCUGAGGGCUUCCCCCCAAUGCUUGAUAUUCCUCCAGAUGCCGACGACGAGACCAUGGUGGAACUGGCAAUUGCUCUCAGCCUGCAGCAGGAUCAGCAGGUGUUCUCUGUUCUCUUCACAGGGAGCAGCAGCAGCGCCCUAGGGUUACAGAGUUUGGGGCUCUCUGGGCAGGCUCCGAGCUCCUCUUCCUUGGAUGCAGGAACCUUAUCCGACACCACCGCAUCAGCUCUCCUCAUGCUUAUAGCUCCAGCCUCAGAUGACGAAGGAAGCACGGCGGCAACAGACGGCUCCACCCUGCGCACAUCCCCAGCGGAUCACGGAGGCAGCGUGGGCUCAGAAAGCGGCGGGAGUGCUGUAGACUCGGUGGCCGGUGAGCAUAGUGUUUCAGGACGCAGCAGUGCUUAUGGCGACACCACUGUUGAGGGACAUCCGACAGGACCCGGGAGCAUUAGUUCCAGCACCGGGGCAAUCAGCACCACUACGGGCCAACACGAAGGAGACGGUUCUGAAGGAGAAGGGGAGACAGAGGGCGACACUCACACCAGCAACAGACUCCACAUGGUGCGCCUUAUGCUGCUAGAGCGUCUGCUUCAGACCCUGCCCAGUCUGCGAGGGGUCGGAGGGGUCCGUGCCAUCCCAUACAUGCAGGUACUACUGAUGCUGACGGCAGAUCUUGAUGGAGAGGAUGAGAAGGAUAAAGGGGCACUGGAUAACCUGCUGUCCCAGCUGAUUGCAGAGCUCGGCCUGGACAAAAAGGACGUGGCCAAGAAGAAUGAACGCACGGCACUGAACGAAGUGCACUUGGUCAUCAUGAGGCUGCUCAGCGUCUUCAUGUCAAGAACAAAAUCCGGCUCCAAAUCCUCCAUCUGUGAGUCGUCGUCGCUGAUCUCUAGUGCGACCGCCACCGCCCUGCUGAGCUCCGGAGCCGUCGAUUACUGCCUGCACGUGCUCAAGUCUCUCCUCGACUACUGGAAGAGCCAGCAGAGCGACGAGGAGCCCGUGGCUACCAGCCAACUCCUCAAGCCCCAUACCACUUCCUCCCCUCCCGACAUGAGCCCCUUUUUCCUGCGUCAGUACGUUAAGGGCCACGCUGCUGAUGUUUUCCAGGCCUACACCCAGCUGCUGACAGAGAUGGUUCUACGCCUUCCCUACCAAAUUAAGAAAAUUGCCGAUACCAGCUCCCGUAUCCCCCCUCCUGUGUUCGAUCACUCCUGGUUUUACCUCCUGUCUGAGUACCUGAUGAUUCAACAGACUCCAUUCGUUCGCCGGCAAGUGCGUAAGCUCCUCCUCUUCAUCUGCGGCUCCAAAGAGAAAUACCGGCAGCAGAGGGACUUGCACACCCUCGAUUCCCACGUCAAAAGCAUCAAAAAGCUUCUGGAGGAACAUGGCAUUUUCCUGCGUGCCGGCGUAGUCACUGCCAGCUCCGGGUCCGCAUUGCAGUAUGAUACGCUCAUUAACUUGAUGGAACAUCUCAAAGCCUGUGCGGAGAUCGCAUCCCAGAGAACCAUCAACUGGCAAAAAUUUUGCAUCAAAGAUGACUCGGUGCUGUACUUCCUGCUGCAAGUCAGUUUCCUGGUGGAUGAGGGCGUAUCCCCGGUGCUGCUGCAGCUCCUCUCCUGCGCCCUGUGCGGCAGUAAAGUGCUCUCUGCGUCGUCCUUCUCCGGUUCAAACGCUCAGCCUUCCUCGGGCCAGGCCGGCUCCCAGACCAAAUCGUCCACUAAGAAGAGUAAGAAGGAGGAUAAGGAGAAAGACAAAGAAGGAGAAAGUGCAAACAGCCAAGAGGAGCAGCACUGCACUGCGCUGGUCAAUCAGCUAAAUAAAUACGCAGACAAGGAGACCCUUAUCCAGUUCCUGCGCUGCUUCCUACUAGAAUCAAAUGCCUCCGCUGUGCGCUGGCAGGCCCACUGCUUAGCUCUCCAUAUAUACAGGAACUCUAACAAGUCCCAGCAAGAACUGUUACUAGAUCUUAUGUGGUCCAUUUGGCCAGAACUCCCGGCUUACGGGCGCAAAGCUGCUCAGUUCGUAGAUCUGCUUGGAUACUUUUCACUGAAGACCCCUCAGAGUGAGAAGAAGUUCAAGGAAUACUCCCAGAAGGCCGUGGAAAUCUUGCGAACCCAAAACCACAUCUUGACCAACCACCCCAACUCCAACAUUUACAACACCCUUUCUGGCCUGGUAGAAUUUGAUGGUUAUUAUUUGGAAAGUGACCCGUGCCUGGUGUGUAAUAACCCAGAAGUUCCCUUGUGUAACAUCAAGCUAUCCUCUAUAAAGGUGGACACGCGCUACACUACAACCCAGCAGGUGGUUAAACUCAUCGGCAGCCACACUAUCAGCAAAGUAACGGUGAAGAUCGGGGACCUUAAACGGACCAAGAUGGUGCGGACCAUCAACCUGUACUAUAACAACCGCACCGUGCAGGCCAUUGUUGAGCUUAAAAACAAGCCUGCCCGCUGGCACAAAGCCAAGAAAGUGCAACUGACCCCCGGGCAAACCGAGGUAAAGAUCGACCUUCCGCUGCCUAUCGUGGCGUCAAACUUGAUGAUCGAGUUUGCCGACUUCUAUGAGAAUUAUCAGGCCUCCUCCGAGACCCUGCAGUGUCCUCGUUGCAGCGCCUCUGUACCCGCCAAUCCCGGAGUCUGCGGCAACUGCGGCGAGAAUGUGUACCAGUGUCACAAAUGCAGAUCCAUUAAUUACGAUGAGAAGGAUCCGUUCCUGUGCAACGCCUGCGGUUUCUGCAAGUACGCGCGCUUUGAUUUCAUGCUUUACGCCAGACCCUGCUGCGCAGUGGAUCCAAUUGAAAACGAAGAAGAUCGGAAGAAAGCUGUUACCAAUAUUAACACCCUGCUGGACAAAGCUGACCGUGUGUACCACCAGUUGAUGGGCCACCGACCCCAGCUGGAGAAUUUGCUGUGCAAAGUGAAUGAGGCUGCGCCGGAGAAGCCCCAGGAUGACUCUGCAAACGCCGGAAGCAUAAGUUCUACCUCUGCCAGUGUGAACAGAUACAUCUUACAGCUGGCCCAGGAAUACUGCGGAGACUGCAAGAAUUCUUUUGAUGAGCUCUCUAAGAUCAUUCAGAAAGUCUUUGCCUCUCGGAAGGAGCUGCUGGAGUACGACCUUCAGCAAAGAGAAGCAGCCACUAAAUCUUCCCGCACCACCGUGCAGCCCACCUUUACCGCCAGUCAGUACAGAUCCCUGUCGGUGCUGGGCUGCGGCCAUACCUCCUCCACUAAGUGCUACGGAUGCGCCUCGGCCGUGACCGAACACUGUAUUACGCUGCUCCGUGCCCUGGCCACCAACAGUACGAUCAGGCACAUCCUGGUAUCACAAGGGCUGAUCCGGGAACUUUUUGACUAUAACCUGCGACGUGGGCCUGCCACCAUGCGGGAUGAGGUGCGGCAGGUCAUGUGCCUUCUUACCAGGGACAAUCCAGAAGCCACACAACAGAUGAACGAUCUGAUCAUAGGGAAGGUGUCCACUGCUCUCAAAGGCCACUGGGCCAAUCCGGACCUGGCCAGCAGCCUUCAGUACGAGAUGCUGCUCCUCACAGACUCCAUAUCCAAAGAGGACAACUGCUGGGAGCUCCGCCUGCGCUGCGCUCUGAGCCUGUUCCUGAUGGCUGUAAAUAUAAAAACCCCAGUAGUAGUGGAGAACAUCACUUUGAUGUGCCUGCGGAUCCUUCAGAAGCUCAUUAAACCCCCGUCUCCAACCAGCAAGAAGAACAAGGAGGUUCCCAUGGACACCCUUACAACAGUCAAACCCUACAGCAAUGAGAUUCAUGCUCAGGCCCCGCAGUGGCUGAAGAGGGACCCGAAGGCCUCGUAUGAAGCUUGGAAGAAAUGCCUCUCUGCCCGUGGUACAGAUCAAAGCGGCAAGUCUCCCAGCAAAGCAGAGAGGCGGCAGUUGUACUUGCAGGAGAAAUACGUCUGGAAAUGGAAACAGUUCAUGAGCAGGAAGGGCAAAAGGACGUCACCCCUGGACCUCAAAUUGGGGCACAACAAUUGGCUGAGACAGGUUUUAUUCACCCCGGCCACCCAAGCAGCUCGCCAGGCUGCAUGCACCAUCGUGGAGGCAUUGGCCACCAUUCCUAGCCGCAGGCAGCAGGUCCUGGAUCUACUCACCAGCUAUUUGGAUGAGCUGAGCGUCGCAGGGGAGUGCGCCGCCGAGUAUCUGGCCCUUUAUCAGAAACUGAUCAAACCCGCUCACUGGAAAGUGUAUCUCGCAGCCAGAGGGGUCCUGCCGUAUGUGGGCAAUCUCAUCACCAAGGAGAUUGCACGUUUGCUGGCACUGGAAGAAGCAACUCUCAGUACAGAUUUGCAGCAGGGCUAUGCCUUGAAGAGCCUCACAGGCCUCCUGUCAUCAUUUGUGGAGGUUGAAUCAAUCAAACGCCACUUCAAAAGCCGCCUGGUUGGCACUGUAUUAAACGGCUACCUGUGCCUCAGGAAGCUGGUGGUGCAGAGAACCAAGCUGAUAGACGAGACCCAGGACAUGUUACUGGAAAUGCUGGAGGACAUGACAACAGGAACCGAAUCAGAGACCAAGGCCUUUAUGGCAGUGUGCAUUGAGACAGCCAAGCGCUACAGCCUAGACGAUUACCGGACCCCUGUAUUUAUAUUUGAAAGACUCUGCAGUAUCAUAUAUCCUGAAGAGAAUGAAGUGACAGAAUUCUUUGUUACCCUUGAGAAAGACCCCCAACAGGAGGAUUUCCUACAGGGGCGGAUGCCAGGGAACCCCUACAGCAGCAAUGAGCCGGGUAUUGGGCCCCUCAUGAGGGAUAUUAAGAACAAAAUCUGCCAGGACUGUGACCUUGUGGCCCUGCUGGAAGACGACAGCGGCAUGGAGCUACUGGUGAACAACAAGAUCAUCAGCCUGGACCUGCCUGUUGCUGAAGUUUACAAGAGGGUUUGGUGUCCGACCAAUGAGGGAGAGCCAAUGAGAAUCAUCUAUAGAAUGCGAGGCCUUUUGGGGGAUGCAACAGAGGAAUUCAUUGAAUCCUUGGAUUCCACCACAGAUGAAGAGGAGGACGAGGAAGAAGUGUACAAGAUGGCAGGAGUCAUGGCCCAGUGUGGCGGCCUGGAGUGUAUGCUGAAUCGCCUCACAGGAAUCAAGGAUUUCAAGCAGGGGCGCCACCUUCUCACCGUCCUCCUGAAACUGUUCAGUUACUGUGUGAAGGUGAAAGUCAACAGACAGCAGCUCGUGAAGCUGGAGAUGAACACCCUGAAUGUGAUGUUGGGCACGCUGAACCUGGCUUUGGUUGCUGAGCAGGAGAGCAAGGACAGUGGAGGAGCAGCCGUAGCCGAGCAGGUCCUGAGUAUCAUGGAGAUUAUCUUGGAUGAGUCCAACGCAGAGCCACUGAGUGAGGACAAGGGCAACCUUCUGCUGACCGGAGACAAGGAUCAGCUCGUAAUGUUGCUCGACCAGAUCAACAGCACCUUUGUGCGCUCCAACCCCAGUGUCCUGCAGGGUUUGCUGCGCAUCAUCCCCUACCUGUCCUUUGGCGAGAUGGAGAAGAUGCAGAUUCUGGUGGAUCGAUUUAAACCCUAUUGCACUUUUGAGAAGUACGACGACGAGCACAGUGCCGACGACAAAGUCUUCCUGGACUGUUUCUGCAAGAUCGCCGCUGGCAUUAAGAAUAACAGCAACGGGCACCAACUAAAGGACCUGAUCCUCCAGAAGGGCAUUACCCAGAAUGCACUGGACUAUAUGAAGAAGCACAUCCCCAGUGCCAAAAACCUGGAUGCAGAUAUAUGGAAGAAGUUCCUGUCCCGGCCUGCUCUGCCCUUUAUAUUGCGCUUGCUGCGAGGAUUGGCCACACAGCACCCUCCCACCCAGGCUCUGAUCGGCACCGACUCCAUCUCAAAUCUGCACAAACUGGAGCAGGUCUCUAGUGACGAAGGUAUCGGGACUCUGGCCGAGAAUCUCCUGGAGGCUCUCAGGGAACACCCGGAUGUCAAUAAAAAGAUUGAUGCUGCGCGGAAAGAGACUCGGGCGGAGAAGAAACGCAUGGCGAUGGCAAUGAGGCAGAAAGCACUGGGCACUUUGGGGAUGACUACAAACGAGAAGGGUCAGGUAGUGACGAAGACCACCCUGCUGAAGCAGAUGGAGGAACUCAUUGAGGAACCCGGACUCACCUGCUGCAUCUGCAGAGAAGGCUACAAGUUCCAGCCCACCAAAGUGCUCGGCAUUUACACCUUCACCAAACGCAUGAACCUGGAGGAGCUGGAGAACAAGUCGCGCAAGCAGCAGGGGUACAGCACCGUGUCCCACUUCAACAUCGUGCACUACGACUGUCACCUUGCCGCCGUCAGGUUGGCCCGAGGACGGGAGGAGUGGGACAGCGCCGCCCUGCAGAAUGCCAACACUAAAUGCAAUGGCUUGCUUCCUGUUUGGGGCCCCCAUGUACCAGAGUCUGCAUUUGCAACUUGCUUAGCUAGGCACAACACAUACCUGCAGGAGUGUACGGGUCAGAGGGAACCCACCUACCAGCUCAACAUCCACGACCUGAAGCUCCUCUUCCUCCGAUUCGCCAUGGAGCAGUCGUUCAGCGCCGACACGGGAGGAGGGGGCAGGGAGAGCAACAUCCAUCUCAUCCCCUACAUCAUCCACACCGUGCUCUAUGUGCUCAACACAACCCGGGCCAUAUCCCGAGAAGAGAAGAACGUCCAGACCUUUUUAGAGCAGCCCAAAGAGAAAUGGGUGGAAAGUGCCUUCGACGUAGACGGACCCCAUUAUUACACGGUGCUAGCGCUUCACCUCCUUCCCACCGAGAGGUGGAAAACCAUCCGAAUCGACGUGUUACGCCGGCUGCUCGUCAUCAGUCACGCGCGGGCAGCGUCGCCCAGCGGCGCCAACAGGCUGACGGAUAAGAGCAUAAGAGACUACUCCGUGUAUCGCUCCAGCCUGCUCUUCUGGGCCCUGGUCGACCUCAUUUAUAAUAUGUAUAAGAAGGUACCAACGAGUAACACAGAGGGGGGCUGGUCGUACUCCCUGGCUGAUUACAUCCGGCUCAACGACAUGCCCAUCUACGAGGCUGCCGACAAAGCCCUAAAGACCUUCCAGGAUGAGUUCAUGCCGGUGGAAUCCUUCUCCGAGUUCAUAGACGUGGCCGGGCUUUUAUCCGAAAUCGAAGACCCUGAUGGCUUCCUCCGCGAUCUGCUCAACUCGGUCCCCUGAGCCCCCACAGAAACGGAUUUGCUUUAAGCCUCUGCCGAUUCCGUGCCCCUUCUGCCCCCCGAGUGCCUCUGUAACGCCCCCCCAUUCUGAGUUGUGCUGUGUGUCCCUGGAAGCAAUGGGCCUAGAGCCCCUGGAGCAGCAGAACCCACAGCACCUUUCCUGGUUCUUGCGCCUCAUUCUCACCCCCCCGAGACCCAGAGAUGUCACUGCCCCCCCGAGUGCCGGCUUUUCGUGUAUGAAUUUUGCAGUGUGCAAUAAUCCGGAUCGAUUAAAGAACAUCGCAAAGUGAGUGGGAACUGGACCCAGCGGCACCACAGGACUUUCCUCUUUCCAAUUGCAUGAAUUAUCCGGUCCCCGGUGCGGUUCCAUGAGUGCAUGUCCCUUCCCAACUGCCUCCAUCACCAUAACAACGUCCUGCUACUUACCCCUCACUGAGCUUCCCCGUGUGCCCCCCCAGCCCCACAGGGGCCCACGAACUUCCCAUCUGACAGUUAAGGAUGGCAGUCUCUCAAUAUCAGGGGUCCGGCUACACAUCUCCGCUGCGCCAGUUUGGGUCGGGCACAUGUCGGCCUGGUGUGUGUGUAUUUGGUUUGAUCCCUCUGUAUAAGCCUCUGUGAGUUCUGGUGGCCCAGAUUAUCCGCUGUGUGUAAGUCCAAUAAAGCUUUCAUUUCUCAGUCUGA
Molecule: messenger RNA, 16241 nt
Organism: Xenopus tropicalis (tropical clawed frog)
Lineage: Eukaryota; Metazoa; Chordata; Amphibia; Anura; Pipidae
Gene: ubr4
Product: ubiquitin protein ligase E3 component n-recognin 4
Exons: 106
Coding region: 49-15561 (5170 amino acids)
Molecular function (GO): zinc ion binding
Source: RefSeq, a predicted model, not a curated record